AGUCUAACGAGGAAGACAGACCAGAAACUUUUAAGACGUUGUGCGCGAGGCUGUGAGGUUAUAUUUUUUCGACUUCCUAACACAGAGAGAGUCCCAUAAACCUCCCUGAGGGAUAACAAGCUGUCACCGUGCCAUACAGGACGGUGCGUUACCGAAGGCGCUGAACAGCUGAUGGAGUCCAUCAUCAGAGACUUUGAGGCCUCUGUAUCAUUGAUGUGGGUCUGUGUGCAGAAUACACAGAAGUAAGAACACAUGGCAUCUACAACAUCGUCUGCCUUACAUUACGUCAAGAAUCAAAGAUGUCGCCUUGUGGGAAAAUUAAAGAAUCUUUCAGUGAUUCUGGAGAACUUGAACCAGGAGAACUCGGAUAAGAAAAGAGUUUUAAAUGAUGAGGAGGUCUGUGAAAUAGAGCAAGCAGAGAAAACCGACUACGAUAAAACCAGAAAAAUUCUGGACUCAGUCAUAAAAAAAGGGGAAGCAGCCUGCUAUGAGUUCCUCAGGAUUAUUUACAUGACGAGGAAGAGGACAUUAGAUCCUGACCUGCACCACUGGAUCAGCUGCUUUCCUUUCAAGGAAGACCCACAAAUGGAUUCAAACUACCUACAAGGCUCAAGGCCGUGCCACAGAUAUCAGAAAAAGUUGAAGUCAAAAGCACAACAAAUAUCAGAUAAGUUUUGGAUGGCAAACAAAAAUCAGUUUAACGGAAACAACAAGCCUGAUCUGUCGUAUAUGUCACUUGUGUUAGACAAACAAGAAAAUGUUUCUCCAUCUAAAAUAAAGAAGUCAAAGAACAAGAAAAUGAAGAUGAGUCGCAAGAAAAAGCUACGGACGUACAUCCCUGAGGUCAAAGCAGACAUUUCCCCCAGUGAGCUGCUGAAAACAAGAAAACAUCAAAACAUCCUCCUGGUUGGUAAACCUGGAAUUGGAAAGACAGCACUCGCUCAUGAAAUGUUAAAACUCUGGGCACAAAGAGACAACGAGGUGCUCGAUUACAUGUUUUACUUUGACAUGAGACAAACAUCCCACAUCAGGACGGACACGAGCUUGGAGGACCUCCUCUUCAGUGUGUUCAGUGAACCAGAUGAAGGCAAAGAAGAGGUCUUACAGGACAUUAAGCUGAACUCUGACAACGUUACACUCAUCUUUGAUGGAGUCACAGAUCUGUCUUCAUCAGUGCUGAAGAGACUUGUAGAGAAGGACAUACUACCUGAUGCUAAAGUCAUCGUGACUUGCAGACAGGAUGAUGAGGAAGAGUUUGCUUCUAAGGACUUUUUCAGAGUGGAAGUAAAAGGCUUUAGUGAGCAGACUAUAAAAACAUACUUAUCUGCAAUGCUCGGCAAAGAACGGAAGGUUGUGACCAACGUGGAGUUGUUAACUCUGUGCCAUGUCCCAAUGUAUGCACUGAUGGUGGCUGUCUGCUUUUCAUUUGAGACACCAGAAGACUCUCCACAGCCAUGCACCAUUACUGAAAUCUACAUCAAUAUUGUUCGUUUUUGCCUUCAAGUAAACAGCAACAACACAAAAGCAAAAUAUCUAAAUCCCUUGAUCAACAACAAGAGUAAGGAAAUACUGUCUUUGGCUGAGGCUGCUUUUCAUGCAACUGAAGGAAAAACUGUGAACUUGACAGAACGUCCCUGUGAGGACAGCUGUGUCCUUUGCUUUCUUAAAGCACUUUUUGUCAAAGUCCGCCCUACUGAGACAAAAGCCACAUAUGCAUUUCUCCAUUACACAAUGCAGGAGUUUUUUGCAGCUCUGUGGCUCUUAAAGAAUCCAGAGAAUAUCAAGGAUGUUUUUCAGCAAUGCCUCACAGAGGAGAAGAAACACAUGAAACAUCUGAUCCCUUUCAUGUGUGGAUUGUUAAAUGACAAGAGCACUAGUUUGAUGAAUUGUCUGAUUCCAGCUCAGGAGCUCAAGAAUACAUCUAACUGGUUCUUCAAGGAAUUGAUGACCAUGUUUUUCAACAGUGAGCUUGAGGAGGACAUACUCUUCUUCUGUCAGUGUUUGUAUGAGUCCCAGUGCCCUGAAGCAUGCGUCCACCUUCUGGACAAACUGGGCUGCCAUCUUGAUCUCAGUGGAGAGACUCUCGAUCCUUACCCUUGCUGCGCUGUGGCCUAUGUGGUCACUCAGUCAAAGAGGAAAAUAUCCCUGAACCUUGAGGACGUCACGGUGUCAGAACAAGGAAUGACACGACUAUUUGGAUGCCUUGAAAAUGUCCAAUGGUGUGACCCUCUGCCACAGCAUCUUUGGAGGAUUUUUCUUCUCAGUGAAGGACAGAUGGACCCCAUCGCCUUACUUGGCCUUGAUGGAAAUCGGCUGCACCUUCCAGUUGGGGGUAAUAAACAGCUGUAUGAAAGGGCAGUAAAAGUGGUGCAGAAGAUGACUACGAAGGUUAAUGUCUGCCUCCACUGGGAUAAGGAAGCUCCUGUCUGCAGGAGUCUGUGUGAGACUCUCUUUGAGGCUUUGCCUCACAUCAGCUCACUCAGUUUCGUGCCCAAGUUAUCAAGAUCUUCAGAAGAAAUCCGGUUCUUUGUGAAUCUGUUCUGUGCAGCAGAGAGAGAACAGAAAACACAAGAGAAGACUCUGGAGCUGUUAUCAGUGUGCAGAUAUCAAACACUCCCUAUUAAACCGAAAUGGUGGGAUUUCCUGCUGGACCUGUACUCUAAUGAUCCUGAAACAGGUCUGAGUCUCCUUCCAUCAUUACAGUCAGUUUUCCAGUCAGCUCCUGCAGUCUGGACCAUAAACCUCUCAGAGAGAAAGAGCUCCAUCCUCCUGGAAGUGCUGAAACUCCAAUCAGAGAAGAAACCAGUGGAGCUGACAGGCUGCUCAGAUGAAGAGAGUGAAGUGAGGAGUUUCCUACAGUGUCUGCCUUAUAUCUCACAGCUCAGUUUCGUGCCCAAGUUAUCAAGAUCUUCAGAAGAAAUCCGGUUCUUUGUGAAUCUGUUCUGUGCAGCAGAGAGAGAACAGAAAACAAAACGGAAGACCCUGGAGCUGUUAUCAGUGUGCAGAUAUCAAACACUCCCUCUUAAACUGAAAUGGUGUGAUUUCCUGCUGGACCUGUACUCAAAUAAUCCUGAAUCAGGUCUGAGUCUCCUUCCAUCAUUACAGUCAGUUUUCCAGUCAGCUCCUGCAGUCUGGACCAUAAACCUCUCAGAGAGAAAGAGCUCCAUCCUCCUGGAAGUGCUGAAACUCCAAUCAGAGAAGAAACCAGUGGAGCUGACAGGCUGCUCAGAUGAAGAGAGUGAAGUGAGGAGUUUCCUACAGUGUCUGCCUUAUAUCUCACAGCUCAGUGUUCCUCGGUGGUCAGAUCGAUCUAAAGGAGUCAGGAUCUUUGUGAAUCUGUUCUGUGCAGCAGAGAGAGAACAGCUGACAGGAGAGAAGACUCUGGAGCUGUUAUCAUCAGUGUGCACAUAUCAAACAUUCCCUUUAAGAGACCUGAGUUAUAAUUAUUAUGAUGAUGAUGACACCAUAAAUGAAUAUCUGAGUGAUUUCCUGCUGGAUCUGUGCUCCCACCUGAAGGACUAUGAGACUGAAACAGGUCUGAGUCUCCUUCCAUCACUACAGUCAGUUUUCCAGUCAGCUCCUGCAGUCUGGACCAUAAACCUCUCAGAGAGAAAGAGCUCCAUCCUCCUGGAAGUGCUGAAACUCCAAUCAGAGAAGAAACCAGUGGAGCUGACAGGCUGCUCAGAUGAAGAGAGUGAAGUGAGGAGUUUCCUACAGUGUUUGCCUUAUAUCUCACAGCUCAGUGUUCCUCAGUGGCCAGAUCCAUCUAAAGGAGUCAGGAUCUUUGUGAAUCUGUUCUGUGCAGCAGAGAGAGAACAGCUGACAGGAGAGAAGACUCUGGAGCUGUUAUCAUCAGUGUGCAGAUAUGAAACAUUCCCUUUUAGAGACUGGGAUUAUGAUGACUAUCAGAGAGAUUUCCUGCUGGAUCUGUACUCCCACCUGAAGGACUAUGAGACUGAAACAGGUCUGAGUCUCCUUCCAUCAUUACAGUCAGUUUUCCAGUCAGCUCCUGCAGUCUGGACCAUAAACCUCUCAGAGAGAAAGAGCUCCAUCCUCCUGGAAGUGCUGAAACUCCAAUCAGAGAAGAAACCAGUGGAGCUGACAGGCUGCUCAGAUGAAGAGAGUGAAGUGAGGAGUUUCCUACAGUGUCUGCCUUAUAUCUCACAGCUCAGUUAUGAUCCUCGUUGGUCAGAUCCAUCUAAAGGAGUCAGGAUCUUUGUGAAUCUGUUCUGUGCAGCAGAGAGAGAACAGCUGACAGGAGAGAAGACUCUGGAGCUGUUAUCAUCAGUGUGCACAUAUGAAACAUUCCCUUUUAGAGACCGGAGUUAUGAUGAAUAUCAGACAGAUUUCCUGCUGGAUCUGUUCUCUCACCUGAAGGACUAUGAUCCUGAAACAGGUCUGAGUCUCCUUCCAUCAUUACAGUCAGUUUUCCAGUCAGCUCCUGCAGUCUGGACCAUAAACCUCUCAAAGAGAAAGAGCUCCAUCCUCCUGGAAGUGCUGAAACUCCAAUCAGAGAAGAAACCAGUGAAGCUGACAGGCUGCUCAGAUGAAGAGAGUGAAGUGAGGAGUUUCCUACAGUGUCUGCCUUAUAUCUCACAGCUCAGUUUCGUGCCCAAGUUAUCAAGAUCUUCAGAAGAAAUACGGUUCUUUGUGAAUCUGUUCUGUGCAGCAAAAAGAGAACAGAAAGCAAAAGAGAAGACUCUGGAGCUGUUAUCAGUGUGCAGAUAUCAAACACUCCCUCUUAGACUGAAAUGGUGGGAUUUCCUGCUGGACCUGUACUCAAAUGAUCCUGAAACAGGUCUGAGUCUCCUUCCAUCAUUACAGUCAGUUUUCCAGUCAGCUCCUGCAGUCUGGACCAUAAACCUCUCAGAGAGAAAGAGCUCCAUCCUCCUGGAAGUGCUGAAACUCCAAUCAGAGAAGAAACCAGUGGAGCUGACAGGCUGCUCAGAUGAAGAGAGUGAAGUGAGGAGUUUCCUACAGUGUCUGCCUUAUAUCUCACAGCUCAGUUUCGUGCCCAAGUUAUCAAGAUCUUCAGAAGAAAUACGGUUCUUUGUGAAUCUGUUCUGUGCAGCAGAGAGAGAACAGAAAACAAAAGAGAAGAAUCUGGAGCUGUUAUCAGUGUGCAGAUAUCAAACACUCCCUCUUGAACUGAAAUGGUGGGAUUUCCUGCUGGACCUGUACUCAAAUGAUCCUGAAUCAGGUCUGAGUCUCCUUCCAUCACUACAGUCAGUUUUCCAGUCAGCUCCUGCAGUCUGGAACAUAAACCUCUCAGAGAGAAAGAGCUCCAUCCUCCUGGAAGUGCUGAAACUCCAAUCAGAGAAGAAACCAGUGGAGCUGACAGGCUGCUCAGAUGAAGAGAGUGAAGUGAGGAGUUUCCUACAGUGUCUGCCUUAUAUCUCACAGCUCAGUGUUCCUCGGCGGUCAGAUCGAUCUAAAGGAGUCAGGAUCUUUGUGAAUCUGUUCUGUGCAGCAGAGAGAGAACAGCUGACAGGAGAGAAGACUCUGGAGCUGUUAUCAUCAGUGUGCACAUAUCAAACAUUCCCUUUUAAACACUGGGGUUAUAAUGAAUAUCAGAGUGAUUUCCUGCUGGAUCUGUACUCCCACCUGAAGGACUAUGAGACUGAAACAGGUCUGAGUCUCCUUCCAUCAUUACGGUCAGUUUUCCAGUCAGCUCCUGCAGUCUGGACCAUAAACCUCUCAGAGAGAAAGAGCUCCAUCCUCCUGGAAGUGCUGAAACUCCAAUCAGAGAAGAAACCAGUGGAGCUGACAGGCUGCUCAGAUGAAGAGAGUGAAGUGAGGAGUUUCCUACAGUGUCUGCCUUAUAUCUCACAGCUCAGUGUUCCUUGGUCGUCAGAUCGAUCUGAAGGAGUCAGGAUCUUUGUGAAUCUGUUCUGUGUGCAGCAGAGAGAGAACAGCUGACAGGAGAGAAGACUCUGGAGCUGUUAUCAU
Messenger RNA from Etheostoma spectabile (orangethroat darter), 5949 nucleotides. RefSeq lists its product as uncharacterized. The record is from RefSeq and is a predicted model, not a curated record. Bases 253 to 5919 code for a protein of 1888 amino acids. Gene Ontology annotation, molecular function: ATP hydrolysis activity. Gene Ontology annotation, biological process: regulation of apoptotic process. The transcript is spliced from 14 exons. NCBI's taxonomy places the organism in Eukaryota, Metazoa, Chordata, Actinopteri, Perciformes, Percidae.